Molecule: messenger RNA, 423 nt
Organism: Mucor velutinosus
Lineage: Eukaryota; Fungi; Mucoromycota; Mucoromycetes; Mucorales; Mucoraceae
Exons: 3
Coding region: 1-423 (140 amino acids)
Source: RefSeq, a predicted model, not a curated record
AUGACGAGCAACUUAUCUAAGCAAUUCUUCAAAAGUCCCUACUAUGCUGUUGUAGGCGCAAGCACUGCUCGCACAAAGUUUGGUAAUCGAGUUUUACGCUGGUAUCAAUCGAACGGUCUAGAUGUAACGCCCAUUCAUCCCAAAGAAGCCAAGAUUGAGGAGCUAGCUACCAAACCUUCCAUCGAUCAACUGCCUUUCCCUGUCAAGACCUCCAUUUCCAUCAUUACACCACCUGCCGUAACGCUUGGUGUACUAGAACAAGCCAAGGAAUUAGGCAUGAGAGAGAUUUGGAUCCAACCAGGAGCCGAAGAUCAAAAAGUCAUUGAUUUUGCCAAAGAAAACGAAGCGGAUAUGAACAUCAUCUUGGGCGGGCCAUGCAUUCUGGUCAAGGGGUCUGCACUUUUACAAGAAUCAAGACUUUAA